GUUCGGAAGGAUCCGGUGUGUUUCUGGGAUUCACCCCCUCCUUACCUCCACCGGUGUGAACAAGUGAAGUUUGAACCGGCUUCUCCAUGGCCUGGGCGCCCGUUCCCGGCUGAGUCGUUUUCUUUUUGGCUGAAAGCCCCCGCCCAGAGGCCGAUUCGUCGCGGCGGCGGUGGGAUCGCAGGUCGCUCAGGCUUGCAGAUGGGUCAGGGGCUGUGGAGAGUGGCCAGAAACCAGCAGCUACAGCAGGAAGGCUACGGUGAGCAAGGCUACCUCAGCAGAGAGCAGAGCAGGAGGGUGGCUGCCAGCAACAUGUCUCACACCAGUCAUCGCAAACACGUCCAGGGGGGCAUUGACAUAUAUCAUCUUCUGAAGACAAGAAAGUCUAAAGAACAGGAAGGAUUCAUUAAUUUGGAAAUGCUGCCUCCCGAACUAAGCUUUACCAUCUUGUCCUACCUGAAUGCAACCGACCUCUGCUUAGCUUCCUGCGUUUGGCAGGACCUGGCCAAUGAUGAACUUCUCUGGCAAGGGCUGUGUAAAUCCACUUGGGGUCACUGUUCCAUUUACAACAAGAACCCACCUCUAGGAUUUUCUUUCAGAAAGUUGUAUAUGCAGCUGGAUGAAGGCAGUCUCACCUUUAAUGCCAACCCAGAUGAGGGAGUGAACUACUUUAUGUCCAAGGGCAUCCUUGAUGAUUCACCAAAGGAAAUAGCAAAGUUUAUCUUCUGUACAAGGACACUAAAUUGGAAAAAACUGAGAAUUUAUCUUGAUGAAAGGAGAGAUGUCUUGGAUGACCUUGUAACGCUGCAUAACUUUAGAAAUCAAUUCUUGCCCAAUGCACUGAGAGAAUUUUUUCGUCACAUCCAUGCCCCUGAAGAGCGUGGGGAGUAUCUUGAAACACUUAUAACAAAGUUCUCACAUAGAUUCUGUGCUUGUAACCCUGAUUUAAUGAGAGAACUUGGCCUUAGUCCUGAUGCUGUCUAUGUACUGUGCUACUCUUUGAUUCUACUUUCCAUUGACCUCACUAGCCCUCAUGUGAAGAAUAAAAUGUCAAAAAGAGAAUUUAUUCGAAACACCCGGCGUGCUGCUCAAAACAUUAGUGAAGAUUUCGUGGGGCACCUUUAUGACAACAUCUACCUUAUUGGCCAUGUGGCUGCAUAAAAGCACAAUUGCUGGGACUUCAGCUUUUAACUGCAAACUAAAGCUACCCAAGGACCUAUUUAGCAGAUAUGGGGGUGACAUUAGUGCUGGUCAUUCUAGCCUCUGUAUACAAUCAAGCUUGAGUGUACAACCUUUUUCCUUUUACUCUUUUCUUUUUAGUGACUUCUUUGGGGAACUAAAGAAUUUUGCAGAAUUUUUCUUAAUUUUGCUUAUCAUGUUUUGCACAAAGCAGAGCCAUUGUCUGACACAGCUGUUUAAGAAUGUUAAACUGACGUUAUACUCUAAAAAAGAUGGGAUAUUUGUGCAUUAGAUUUUGCCUGAAACUUUAUUCAUUUCCAUUCUUUUUUAAAAUACCAUGUAAUAUGUACAUAUUUAACUAAAAAUUUAUAAUCAUAAUUAUUUUAUUGUAAAGAUUUUGACUAAAGCCUUUCCUUUUUCUCUCAAA
Molecule: messenger RNA, 1603 nt
Organism: Cervus elaphus (red deer)
Lineage: Eukaryota; Metazoa; Chordata; Mammalia; Artiodactyla; Cervidae
Gene: FBXO8
Product: F-box protein 8
Exons: 6
Coding region: 199-1158 (319 amino acids)
Biological process (GO): regulation of ARF protein signal transduction
Molecular function (GO): protein binding; guanyl-nucleotide exchange factor activity
Source: RefSeq, a predicted model, not a curated record